This is a messenger RNA of Lotus japonicus, 2239 nucleotides long. Its product is annotated as dol-P-Glc:Glc(2)Man(9)GlcNAc(2)-PP-Dol alpha-1,2-glucosyltransferase. The coding region runs from base 207 to 1736 and encodes 509 amino acids. The record is from RefSeq and is a predicted model, not a curated record. Gene Ontology annotation, cellular component: endoplasmic reticulum. Gene Ontology annotation, biological process: dolichol-linked oligosaccharide biosynthetic process; protein N-linked glycosylation. The transcript has 8 exons. Lineage: Eukaryota; Viridiplantae; Streptophyta; Magnoliopsida; Fabales; Fabaceae. Gene Ontology annotation, molecular function: dolichyl pyrophosphate Glc2Man9GlcNAc2 alpha-1,2-glucosyltransferase activity.
UGUCUUCCAAACAAUGCGUAAAAUGUAAAAACGAUGUUUGUGUGAUAAAACCGAAGCUAGUGUGUUUCUCUUGUCUGUUGUAAAAGAACAUGUGAAAGAAACGGCGAGGUUAGCAGUCACGCACCGACGAGUUGAUCGGACUACUGAUUUGGAUCCUCCUGUAACUGCAUUUGAUUCUGGUAGAGGAGGAAGAAGAAGGGUUUCUAAUGGGAAGAGUAGCAGUUGCCGCAAUUGUGAGCUCAUGGGUUGUUCCUAUCUCCCUUCUUGUUAAUGCCAUAGUUCCUGACCCAUACAUGGAUGAGAUAUUUCAUAUACCACAGGCUCAGCAGUACUGCAGGGGAAAUUUUGGAAGUUGGGAUCCUAUGAUAACCACUCCUCCUGGCCUGUACUGUCUUUCACUUGCCCAUGUUGCUUCUUUGUUUCCAGGAUUUUACUCUGCACAAGCUGCUUCAUCUUUUUCUGAUAUGUGCUCUGCUGCAAUUCUUCGAUCAAUUAAUGGUGUCCUAGCAGUCAUUUGUAGCAUAAUUCUAUAUGACAUAAUUACUCAUUUGAAGCCUUCUCUUGAUGAUAGAAAGGCAAUGCUUCAAGCAGUGGUCCUAUCCCUGUACCCACUUCACUGGUUCUUCACUUUUCUUUAUUAUACUGAUGUUGCAUCUGUUACUGCUGUGCUGGCUAUGUAUCUUGCAAGUUUGAAGAAGAAUUAUUGGUUUAGUGCAUUGAUUGGAGGCUUUUCAGUUGUUAUUCGACAAACAAAUAUUAUAUGGGUGCUUUUUGUUGCGUGCUCUGGGAUCAUAGAUAUUUCUCUGAUGCAUGGAAAGGAUCAUGCAAGAGCAGCCCAGUCAGAUGUAUCCAUUAGCAAGCCUAGUUUGACACAUGAUGGUGGCCUGAGUACAACAGGUUUAUAUAUGAGAAAAAGAAAGUCUGUGAAAUCAGUGGAUAUUGUUGAAAGCUCUUUGCCCAGUAGACAUGCCUCAUCUUCUUUCCCUUCAGGUUUGAUUGAUGAAAUUCAGGCAAUCCUAGUAGCAUUAUGGCAUGAGAAGUGGGGGCUUUUGAUUUCAUUUAGUCCCUAUCUUAUCGUGUUAGUAGCAUUUAUUUUAUUUCUACGUUGGAAUGGGAGUGUCGUUCUAGGUGCAAAAGAGGCUCACACAGUUACCCUACAUUUCACUCAGCUACUUUAUUUUAGCUUGGUUUCUGUAUUGGCUCUGGCUCCUUUGCAUUUCACUGUCACCCAGGCUGUGGAACUGUUCCAGUUGUUUUGGAAAUAUAGGCCCCGUUGUUUCUUUGUGGGGUUCAUAGCCCUUAUUAUUGGCUUUCUGUCAGUACACUUCUUCAGUGUAGCUCAUCCAUACCUUCUUGCUGAUAAUCGGCAUUACCCUUUCUAUCUGUGGAGGAAAGUCAUCAUGGCUCACUGGUCAAUUAAGUAUCUUCUGGUCCCAAUUUACUUAUGUUCAUGGCUCUCCAUCAUCCAUAUGUUGGGGAAAUCUCAAAAGAAAAUCUGGGUGUUGGCAUACGUUUUGGCUACAGCUGCUGUUCUAAUACCAACCCCACUGAUAGAGUUCAGAUAUUACACAAUACCAUUCUAUUUCCUGGCUCUUCACUGUAGUAAAAAUGAUAGUCAAAGUUGGCUCCUCAUAGGAAUGGUAUAUGUUGGUGUGAAUAUCUUUACAAUGAUGAUGUUUCUGUUUCGUCCAUUUCAUUGGGAUCAUGAACCUGGAAUUCAGAGAUUUAUUUGGUGACAAAAAUACAUCAGAAAAACAAGAAGCUCGUGGCAGAACAGGGGGAGGGGUGGAGGGAGGUCCUCCCUUGAAUGUUUGGAUCAGCUUCUUUUUUCUCAAAAUCAAUUCUAACACCUAGAAUUUCUCUCCAUAAUUGAUUUUGGCUUUAGAAUCAAUUGUAGAAGAAUUUCCAAACAUGGUUCAAUCAUGUGGAAAGCUUAAUCAGUUUGUCCUUUUGAAGGAAAUCUUUCUUCCUUAUUCCUCUCCUUCCUUGAUGGAGCUAUGAUUCAAUUUGAGGUUACCACCUUACCGGCUAUCAAAGUUUUUUCUAGCUUAAUUAGUUCACACUUCUUUUCAUCAAGUGAAACACUAGUUCAAAUGAGUGUAUUAGUGUUUUUUCUUUCCCCGUUCCAUGAAUGAAGAUUAGCCAAUAUUGGAUGGACAAAACCUGAGUUGAAUGCAAGCUAUGCAUAUAUUGAAUGGGAAUUUUACACAAUAAAUACUAAUUAACAUCUUCACAGUUC